AUGGACGACGCGCGACGCUCGACGCGCGGUCGACCCGACGUCGAGCUCGCCGACGUCACCGCGCGCGACGACGCGUCGACGAGCGACGACGGCGCGGCGGCGUCGUCCCCGAACGCGGUCCCGAUCGCCGGGAUCAACGACGACGGGUACUUCGGCGACGCCGGUGGGACGUGGCUCCCGGACGCGAUCGUCCCGCUCGUGCUCGAGCGGCGACGCGCGGAGCUCGCGGCGGAGCUCGAUUGGCGACGUGAUCUGCGAGAGUUCGGCGCGCGGUACGGGUGGUACAUCGCGGCGUCGGUGUUCUGCGUGACGAUGCUCUUGAUCGGGGCGGAGUGGUUCGGGAGGUGGGAGAGCGGGGCGCGGAAGCCGCGGACGUAG
Molecule: messenger RNA, 378 nt
Organism: Ostreococcus tauri
Lineage: Eukaryota; Viridiplantae; Chlorophyta; Mamiellophyceae; Mamiellales; Bathycoccaceae
Product: unnamed product
Exons: 1
Coding region: 1-378 (125 amino acids)
Source: RefSeq, a predicted model, not a curated record